Molecule: messenger RNA, 1342 nt
Organism: Phalaenopsis equestris
Lineage: Eukaryota; Viridiplantae; Streptophyta; Magnoliopsida; Asparagales; Orchidaceae
Product: haloacid dehalogenase-like hydrolase domain-containing protein At3g48420
Exons: 8
Coding region: 243-1208 (321 amino acids)
Molecular function (GO): hydrolase activity
Source: RefSeq, a predicted model, not a curated record
AGCCGGGCAGUGUUGUGUGGCAAAUGAACGUUUUUUUUAAUUUUUAAGCGAUGGGACCGGAUUAAACAAGUGACUCAUUUCCAUUGGAUGAGGCAGCUCUGUGUCGAGUUCAGAACUAAUAUUUUUUCCUCGAUGGCUGCCAGUGUCCGCACGAACCCGAAGGAUAAGGUUUUUCCUCCGCAAAAUGGAACCAGCGGUCGAAGGAGCGGUAAAUCAAAGGUUCGUCAAAGAAAUCCGAGGGAAUGGCUACGGUUGCUCCUUCGCCUGGAGUUUCUUCUACGGCCCCGGGUUUGAGGAGAAACUUUCGCUCCUCUAUUACUUCGCAGACGUCUCCUUUACCCAAAAGAGCGACGACGCUUUUCUCCUCUGUGCUGGUGUUUUCCGGGCGGUGGGGUGGAUCGGCGCCUAUUGGUUUUGGGAGUGUCGUCGUUUGUGCUGCUUCUUCUUUUUCAUCUUUUUCUCCUUCCAGCCUCCCCGCAGCGCUGCUUUUCGACUGUGACGGCGUACUCGUGGACACCGAGAAGGACGGCCAUCGCAUCUCCUUCAAUGAGACCUUCGACGAGAUGGGGUUGCGUGUUACAUGGGAUGUUAAACUAUAUGGUAAAUUGUUGAAGAUUGGUGGUGGCAAGGAAAGAAUGACUGCUUACUUUAACCAGACCGGUUGGCCAGAAAAAGCACCAAAAACUGAGGAGGAAAGAAUAGCAUUUGUAGCUUCUCUUCACAAACGGAAGACAGAGCUGUUUAUGGCCCUUAUUGAGAAGAAGCUACUUCCCCUGAGACCUGGCGUUGAAAGGCUCAUUGAUGAUGCUUUGACUAAAGGGGUAAAAGUUGCUGUUUGCAGUACAUCAAAUGAGAAGGCGGUUUCAGCCAUAGUUUCCUUCUUGUUGGGUCCUGAGAGAGCUGAUAAGAUAACAAUCUUUGCUGGAGAUGUUGUUCCUCGAAAAAAGCCUGAUCCGGCCAUCUAUUUGUUAGCAGCCAAUACUUUUUGCGUUGAGCCAUCAAGAUGCGUUGUAGUGGAGGACAGCGCCAUUGGUCUUGCAGCAGUAAAAGCCGCCGGCAUGAAAUGCAUAAUUACGAAGAGUGGGUAUACGGCCGAAGAGGACUUCGCAGACGCUGAUGCAAUUUUUGAUUGCAUUGGAGACCCUCCCGAGCAGCAUUUCGACCUUGCUUUUUGCACUAACCUUCUCAAUAAGCAGUAUGUCAGCUAAUUGAAUGAUGAUAGAAUACUACAUUGAUGAAUAGAAUAAAAUCGAUUUUAAGGUUUUAAGUUUGUCUAUUGUAAAGUUUUGUUUGCUAUAAAAAUCAUUUUAGGAGCUAUUCUAUGUAAGCUUAUGAAAUUAUA